AUGGCUAUAACAUUUUGGGUCUUACCAAAGCCACAGUCAGGAGCCUCACUCAAAUCUUUUCCCUUUCCAAAGAAGCAUAGUUCUGAGAAAAAUUUUCAAAUUGAACUUUUUUAUACGCAAUAUAAAAUUA
Funneliformis geosporum is the source of this 130-nucleotide messenger RNA. The record is from the annotation of a GenBank genome assembly. NCBI's taxonomy places the organism in Eukaryota, Fungi, Glomeromycota, Glomeromycetes, Glomerales, Glomeraceae.